GCCCCCACCAGAUCCUCUUCCCUAAAACGCGUUGUUUAUCAAUUGCUCCAUAGGGUUAAUUUGUAAACCCAUCAACAACUCAACUCAACAAUAGUCCAACCACCGUUUAAAUACUCUAAUAAGCAAACUCAUAAACACUUUAACCUAAACAAAUCCUUCAUCUUUCCAUACAUUCAAAGGUUCUCUGCUGUAUUCUCUGCUUUUUGCUACACUUUAUUCCUUGCCGCCUCGCAACCAAAUCAAACCCUGGUUACUCUUGAAAACAAAAACAAUCGUCAACUGCUUAAUCUCACGUUAACCUACAGCGCUAUUCCUACUCCAUCAUGGCUAAUCCAAUGGAGGAAUUUCCCACUGGGGAUUCUAAUAAUUUUAUCAAAUUUGAAAAUUCUAAUGAUCUUUUUGAAAAUGAAAAUGCUUCAGUCGAUCUACUCUUAAAAGAAAUGAAUCAAGAUCCUUCUAAUAUAUCUAAUACAGAUAUUAAUCCAACUAAUUCCACUUCAACUUUAACAAAACCUUUAAAUUUCUCGAAACAAUCACAAAUUGAAAAACAAUCACAAAAAAUUCACGAAAAGGAAUUUAAUUCAAGUUCUGAUACUUAUAUUAGUGAUUCUGAAUCCAAUAAAAACACGAAAGAAAAAGACGAAUCUGAAAAUCAAAACAAAUUUCUUUCUAAUGAAAUAAUUCAUUCUAAUAAUAUGAUCAAUAAUGAUGAAAUGAUUAAUGAUCAAGAUAAUUUAAUAACUCCUUCAAAUUCAACUACUUUUAAUAAUUUAAAUUCAACUUAUUCAAAUAAUUCUCCUUCAAAAUCAAUAAUGAAAAAUUCAAAAAAUUCAUUAUCUCCAAGGAAAAAUGUUGCAUUUACUAAUUCAAACCCAGAAAUUCAUCGUUAUAAAUCAAUACAAGAUUCUUCAGAAAAUACUUCAACGAAUCAAAAUUCUUCAAUUGAAGAAGAUUUAAAUAACCUUAAUCAUAAUUGGAAUGAGUUAGAUAAUGAUUCAAAUUCUUCGGAAAAUGAAAGUAAUUCAACUCCCCCAGCUCCUCCUCCUCAUAAAUCAGAUUCAAUUCAUACGUUCCAUAAUAUUUUACAAAAUAAUCCUUUAAAUAAUAAAGAUAUUGAUAAAGAAACUUUAUCAAAAUUAAAAUUAAUGAAUAAAUUUAAUGAUAUGUCUUUAAAUGAAAAAUUGGAAAUUUUUUUAACUUCAAAUUCAAAUAAAGAUAAAAAUCAUGAAUUGGAUGAUCAUUUAAAUAAAUUAAAUAAUGCUACAAAAUUUCAAACUGAUUCGAAUAUUCAUUAUUUAUCUUUAAAUUUACAAAAUCAUCAAAUUAAUGAAAUUGAAAAUCCUCUUAAUUCCUUAACUACCAAAUCUGAUCAUAGAAUAGAUUCCAAUGGUUCUUCUCAAUCUUCUUUACAAUCUUUAAGUAUUGAUAAUAGAACUUUACAAUCAAAAAAUUCUCAACUUUCAAAUAAAGGUAUUGAAUUAAAUGAUGGUAUAAAAGGUUUCCCUGAUCAUUUGGUUCAAUCAUUAAUUCCUUCCACUACCGACAGACUCAAUCAUGAAGAUGAAGACGAUGAUGAUGAUGAAUUUCAUGAUAGUUUUGAUAAUUCUUAUAACACUGCAGAAAAAUCGAUUUUGAAAUUAUUAAAUAAUCCAAAUGGUGAUAGUAAAUUGAAAAAUGAAAUCUCAGAGAAUCCUUUAGAGAAUCCGUUUAUUUCAAAGGAGUCACAGGAAAAUCAAAAUUUGAAAAUAAAGUCCGAACAUGAUGAAUCAAAUCUCGAACAAGAUGAGGUAUUUAAAUCAAAAUUGAACGACAUCAUCAAAUCUAAUCCAAAAAAUUUCCCUUCCUCUUCAUCAGAAGUUAAAGAGGAACCAAUACCAAUAAUAAAGUCUGAAUUCCCAAGAGCUCCUUUAUAUUCUGAAAAAUAUCAAGAUGAAAAAAAAUCGGCUUUACCAAAAGAAGAGCCUGAAUCUGAUUCUAAAAACCUAACGGAAGAAGCACUCAAAGAGAAACAUUCAGUGGAACCAAGUCUUGCACCACCUCAAGUCAAACCAGAACCAAAACCUUUAACUAAUGAAUCUUUUAAACCAGAACCAAAGCCUUUAACCAAUGAAUCUUUUAUGAAACCAGAACCACAACCUAUAUCCGAAAAACCUCUUGUCAAACCAGAACCAGAAUCUAAUAAAUCUCUUCUCAAAUCGGAACCGGAACCUUUAACCGAAGAGAAAUCUGUAAAGCCAGAACUUCAACCUUUAACAAACGAAGAACCUAUCAUGGAACCUGAACAGAAGCUCCCGAUAAAGGAAGAACCAUCUGUAAAACCUGAGCCACAAUCCUUAUUAAAUGAAGAAUUGACUACCAAAGAAGAAUCAAUGGAAGCAAUUGAUAAGAAACCAACUGUUAAAAAGGAACCGGUUGCUAAAGAGGAAUUUAAAUAUGAAGAACCAUUGGUGAAGAAUGAACCUUCGUUAAAAAGUGAGACAGCUAACUUUAUUAAACAAGAACCAUUUAUCAAAGCAGAACCUCAGACUGUUAUCAAACCAGAACUCAAUGAAACACAUCUCACCAUCAAACAUAAACCUUCUGAAGUUAUACUGGUUAACUCACUACAAGAUCCAGUGGUGAUUAAAUCAGACCCUGAAACGGUUCUGAUUAAAUCAGAAACUUUUGACCCUGUUUCGGUCAAAUCUGAAGGGUUUGAUGACAUUUGGGAUGAUGAAAUUGACGAUAAGAAGAUUGAUUAUGAUAUGAAUAAUGGUAUAGGUAAGUCAUUUAAAACUGACAUUCAAUCUGAUCAAGAUGAUGAUGAGAAUCUUGAUCAUGUCGCUAAUACUCAAAUUGAAUCAGUUUCCUACGGAGUUUCUUUGGACCCAAAUGAUUUGAAAUACAUCCAAACCAAAAGUCUCAAUAAAAAUGUUCCUAGUAAUCAAGAUAUAAACAUUGAGAAUGGUCAAAGCGAUAGAGCAAGUAUCAAUAAUUCCAAUAAUUCUUACAGUCAUGACGGCGAUAAUGAAGACAACGAUGAAGAAAUAACUGAUAAUGAAUUACAUACCAUUCAUCAUCAAUUGGAACAACCUAAAAUACCGUCAAGUCUUCCUGAAGAUUCUCCAUAUUCAUUUAAUGACUACCAGGAUGCUUCUGAAGAAAUCAUUCCAACUUUGGCACCUCCAAGAAUUGAUGAAGCUGUUGACGCGACUAUCCCACCAACACCAGUUAAGCGUGCUCUUUUAAAGAAACAAGAACAAGAAAAGGCACAACAAGAAUUAGAAAAGCUGUCAGAAACCAAUGAAGAGGAUGACGCGUUGGCAAAUUCUUCCAAUAUUGCUCCCCCUGAUGGAAUAGCAUUACCGCCUAUUGAACCAUCUAACUAUUCAUCUUUCGAAGAUCUCGCUAAACAUUUAGAUCCUAAACGCGAUGUUUCAAAUAACUUCAAAUACAUUAGUCCUAGAGAAGCUUUGAAAAAUGAACUAGAUGCUGAUUCUUUCGAAGAAUCAUUAUCUGCUGAACAUGAGGCUGAUCCAAACCCAACUGAUUUCAUCUCGAUUUGGCAUAAACAAAAAAUAAAGGCACCCAUGAGAUCAGACAUCAAAGAAAGAUUCAGAACUCCUGAAGUUCCCGCUUAUAAAGCACCAGUUUUGCAAACUGAUAACCAAAUUAAACUUCCAACAUCCUUGCAACAGAAGAAGUUUAAAGAGGUUAAUGUUAUGUCUAGGAGAGUUGUUAGUCCUGACUUUGAAGACCUACAAGUUUCUGGAUUUUUACCCGAAAUUUCGGAAGACUCUGGUUUCAGCAAUCAUUUUAAGAACUUGGUUAAGAAUGGUGAAACUUCUAUGAAUAUUAGUGACUUAUCCCAAGUUUCUGGUGAUAAAAAAAGCAUGACUCCUUUAAGUACAAGAAAUGUCUUAUCUAAUAUGGAUAAUGACCCUACUUUACUUGAACCACCUCACCCAAAACAAAGUCAAGCAAUGAAUAAGUAUAAUAAUGGUUCUCGAUUCUCAUUUACCGUCCGUAAUCCUGUUGAAAUGAAAGGCUUAGGAAUUACAAAUGAUCCCAAAGCGAGAACAAUCAAAUCUAAAACAUCAAGAUUCAGUGUUCCAUCUUUUGAAAUUAAAAGAUCAAACUCGAUAUUGUCACCAAAGAAUCAAUACGAUGACAUCUUUGAUGACACUUUGAAACGUGCACCUACUAUCAAAUCUCAAGGUAUGAAAACUUUACCAAGUAUGGAUCGUGAUGAUGUCAAGAAGAUUUUGGAUGCUAAACGUGCUAUUAGCCAAGAAGAAUAUUCUAGAGUUAAAUACUUGGGUCAAAGCAAGAAGGGUUCAAUUGUUGAUGAACCAAGCGAUAAAUAUGAUUCUCUACAACAGCAUGCCUCGAUAUAUGAUGUUUCACAAGAUUCCAGUCCUCAAUUACCUGAACAACAUGCUUUGCCUCAUAUCACGAGCGAGUUAAUGAAGAAUCCAACUGCAAUUUUAGCUAAAAAUCAUGUCUUCAAUACUACUCAAACCCAAGUACAUGAUUCUGUUCUUGAAUACAACAACUCCCAGGAUAACUCUGCCAUCAACAACUCAAUUAUUAACAACACAAUGGCUUCCCAAAAAGACAAGAACAUGGAAUUCGUUGCAUUCCCUGAUCCAGACCCUGACUUGGUGAAGUCUCCAGGUGUAACAGGUGAAAACAAUAUUUUCAAAACACCUCCAAAAAAUGUUGAAGAAAGAGCUCAUGAUGAUUUAGAUGAUGUUGAAAAACAUGCAGCUCUUGAUGAUGAUAUUGAGAGACGUGCUGCUAUUGAUAAUGAGUUGGAAAUGAAAUACAAAAUUAUCAACAAGUCACCUAAAAAACCUAUCACUCCUAAGAAAUCUGGUGCAAUUAAAAUUGGUUCACCAAUGAGAUUGGUCAAAACUGGGUCCUCCAUCACUGGUGUUGCAUUGGAUUCACCUACUAAAAAAGCUAGGGUUCAUAAAAAGAAUAAUCCUUUCAGAUCGGAUGACACUUUGAAAUACAAACAAAGUGAUGGUUCUUUAUUAAAUGAAGCAUUAUUGCCAUCAACCCUUUCUGUCCCAUCAACUAGUAAAUCCUCGAAUGCCUCAUCAACAACAUUAGGUAAUAAUACUUCGCAUCAAUACCGUAAUGUUCUUGGAUCUUCGGGACCCGUUGCAGUACAUUCACCAAUUGCCGAGGAAAAUGCAGCUUCUCCAUCAUCACAACCUCCACAGCUUCCACAAGAGAGAGGCCGCUUAUUCCUUAGAGUAGUUGGUAUUAAAGGUAUUGAGUUACCAGAAAUUAGAGACCACCAAGCCGAUUUUUCUAUUUAUUUAGACAACGGUGUUCAUUGUAUUAAAACUCCAAGCUAUAAAUUAGACUCUAACAAUAUUAGUAUCAACAAGGAGUUUGAACUUACGGUUGGUGAAAGCUUGGAGUUCAUUAUGACCAUGAAAACUAAUUACGAAAAGCCAAGAGGAAAAUUAGUAGAAGUGAGAGAACGAAAAGUUGUCAAGUCAAAACAUAGACUCAGCAGAAUGUUUGGAUCUAAAAAUGUUGUUACAACCACCAAAUUUGUUCCCCAGGAAAGUAAUGAUUCUUGGGCACAUAAAUUUGCACAAGACGGAUCAUUUGCUAGAUGUUAUGUUGACUUAGAUCAGUAUGAGAAUCAAAUAACUGGUCGUGCUUCUAGCUUUAACAUCACAUGUUUCAAUGAAUGGGAGACUUAUAUGGACUAUAAUACCAAACAAAGAAUUAAAUCUCAACCAUAUAGAAUAGCACAACUUGAAGUUAAGAUGUUGUUUAUUCCAAGAACAGAUGAACAAGAAGUCUUACCAACCAGCAUUAAAUCUGCUUACGAAGGUAUCAAUGAAUUGCGCCAAGAGCUUGCCUUCUCCCAUGAAGGUUACAUGCAUCAAGAAGGAGGUGAUUGUGAGAUUUGGAAAAAGAGGUUUUUCAAGUUGGAAGGUACUUCUUUAAUUGCUCAUAGUGAAUAUUCACAUAAAACAAGAGCCAAAAUCAAUUUGGCCAAAGUUGUUGAAGUUAUUUAUGUUGACAAAGAGAACUUUGAUAAGACCAAGAACAACUAUAGAAACUUCAGUGAUAUCUUAUUAGUCGAACAUGCUUUCAAGAUAAAGUUUGCUAAUGGUGAAAUAAUUGAUUUUGGUGCUCCAAAUAAACUUGAAAAGGAUACCUGGAUUUCAAUAAUUGAAAAGAUCGUUUACAGAAAUAAAUUCCGCCGUCAACCUUGGGUAAAAUUGAUGCUAGAAGAUGAGUUCAAUGCUUCAGUCAACCAUAGAUCAUCUAUUAUGCUUUAG
This is a messenger RNA of Hyphopichia burtonii NRRL Y-1933, 6293 nucleotides long. It is a transcript of the gene INT1, whose product is annotated as Int1p. The transcript has 2 exons. Lineage: Eukaryota; Fungi; Ascomycota; Pichiomycetes; Serinales; Debaryomycetaceae. The record is from RefSeq and is a predicted model, not a curated record. Gene Ontology annotation, biological process: axial cellular bud site selection; protein localization to bud neck. Gene Ontology annotation, cellular component: cellular bud neck contractile ring. Bases 324 to 6293 code for a protein of 1989 amino acids. Gene Ontology annotation, molecular function: GTP binding.